AUGCCUUCGAAACGGUCAAGCUUUGGCGAUCAGGGGUGCAACCCCAAUCAAUGUCGCGCUGUGUGCUUGAUCGUCGACGACGAGAACGCCAAGUCGUCGUUCCCUCCCGAAGUCUUGAAAAUGCUUCACAGAAUGGGGAAGAGAAUUGGUGUGAGCGCCUGGAUGCUGAUGGUCCCGAUGACCUCAUGCGCUUCCUACUUCCUGGGACCGAAUGCGCUUGUGGAGGUUGAUGGCGUCGACUGGAAGAGCAACCUGAUCCACUGGGGCUUUUGCGUCGGUCCCAGUGGCUUUGGGAAAUCGCAAGCGUACCAGAAAAUCAGCAAGAACAUCGACGUGGUCGAGCGAAUCAUCAAUGACGAGAUCAUGGAGCACAUUCUUAAGGAUCUGGAUCGACAGGUUUACAAAGAAGGUUCUUCCGAGUUCGAAAAGCUCAUGUCCGAGAUCAAGUUUCUGAAAGUCAAGAUGGACGGCGCGAUGCUCGACGCCUACAAGAAGGGCAACUCAGACCGGGUUAGAGCUCUGCAGCUGAAGGGAGGAAGCGCGUGGACCCGUGAGCUUGUCGACGAUAAGUGUGAGAGCAAGACGUGCGAGUACACGCACGUUUGCAUCGGCGGCUUCACGCAGCCUGAGCCCCUGCACAGAGAGAUUAGCAAGACACCGAACGACGGGCUCAUGAACCGGUACCAGACGGCGUUCCCCCCGCCAGAGUUCCCUGACUUCAGCCAGCUAUGCAUCGGUUCUGAUGAGCAACAAGUAGUCGACGAAGACAACGACCUGAUGCAGAAGCUGAUGUACCGAUUGUACUGGCUGACGCACAGCUUGGACGAGGACAAGGGCAAGACCAUCUUCAAGCUGACAGGAGCUGCUCGUGACGUGUUUGGCCAGGGGUUUGACAGCAUUCAGGCAGUUCUUCGGCAGCUGUAUGACAAAGACUUGCUGCACAAGGCUGGGAUCAUCUCGAAAACCAAGGGCGAGGUGCUCCAGAUCUCCGCAAUCUUCAGGGCGAUGAGCCUGGUUCUUGAGCCGUCUUACCUGACCCAAGGGGAGCAGCCCGAGUCCCUCCUGAUCACCGAAGACGACGUCCGGCAGGCGUGGAACUUCGUCAACCUUACAACAAGGCAGCGCAUCGAGUUUGAGAAUGACAAGGAGGUGAUCAAGGUCUGCAGCAAGGUCCUGGGGUGGAAGCCGCUCGGUCUCCGAGUCGAAGAAGAUGAAGAGGAGGACGACGAUGACGAAGAAGAUGACAACACCAACAUGGACGCACUGAGCCCCCUCGACCGAACCGCAAAGAGGCUCUUCAAAACAUUCCGGGACGAGACGAUCAGCCGCAUCGAGGUGUCCAGAAAGAGAACCUUUGGCAACAACAACCAGAUCAUGGACGUGCUCAACUACAUCUCUUCAAAGGACGACAACGGGGUGCACUACUUCGGGUCGGUGGAGGAGACGGUCAAAGGGCAGAUCAGCAAAUUGAAGCAAGAGGUCUUCAGCAAGCUCAUCCCGAAGUCCGAGGAGGAGAACAUCGACCUGAUCAACAAUCUGAGCCGCAUUGGAAUGACCUUGGACGCGUUUCUGCCAUCACGCGCCCGGAAGAACAUGAAAAAAGGCUCUCCUAACAACUCCGACAACUCGGACCCGGGCAACACUUCUUCCCAUGCUUCAGACGGCCAAGAGUUGGAAAUGGAGGAGGCGUAG
Molecule: messenger RNA, 1692 nt
Organism: Klebsormidium nitens
Lineage: Eukaryota; Viridiplantae; Streptophyta; Klebsormidiophyceae; Klebsormidiales; Klebsormidiaceae
Source: the annotation of a GenBank genome assembly